This is a messenger RNA of Gastrolobium bilobum, 2466 nucleotides long. Its product is annotated as ETHYLENE INSENSITIVE 3-like 3 protein. Lineage: Eukaryota; Viridiplantae; Streptophyta; Magnoliopsida; Fabales; Fabaceae. Gene Ontology annotation, molecular function: DNA binding; DNA-binding transcription factor activity. The transcript is spliced from 2 exons. Bases 352 to 2136 code for a protein of 594 amino acids. Gene Ontology annotation, cellular component: nucleus. The record is from RefSeq and is a predicted model, not a curated record.
UGGAUUACGUUUAUGGGUUGUUGAUAUUCAUCCAUCCUAUAGAAAUUCCUAACAGUUAAGUUUUCAAAUUGAUAUACGAUGUUAACUGCUGGACAAUGAUUUUACUGAGGAGUCGAUCUUUUGCGAAGCUUGUGUGAGAUCUUUGGGGACUUUAAUUUUGUUAAAAUGGAAAAACGUCUGUCAUUUCUGGUUUCCGGGGAAUGUUAGGGAAAAGAAAUGAGAAUGAAAUUUUGACUGUUGAUUAUUAAUUAGUUAAUCCUGGUAUAAAUAAUAGAAAAGCUUACAUUUUAGCUUGCUUUAUGUGUUCCAAUGAUCAUUUGGGAUAUGCAAGUUCUGUUGUUAUUUAAUUGAAUGGAGCGUCUUCUGAUAAAUAGUGACAUGUUGAACUACAGUUCGGAUAUUGAAGGUUAUGAUAUUAGAUGUGACAAUAUAGCGGAGAAAGAUGUCAGUGAUGAAGACAUUGAAGCAGAAGAAUUGGAGAGGCGGAUGUGGAAGGAUCGUAUCAAACUCAAAAGGCUCAAGGAAAAACAGAAGCUUGCAGCUCAGCAAGCUGCCGAGAAGCAAAAGUCCAGGCAGUCCACUGAUCAAGCUCGCAGGAAGAAAAUGUCCAGAGCACAAGAUGGGAUUCUUAAGUAUAUGCUGAAGCUUAUGGAAGUCUGCAAAGCUCGUGGAUUUGUGUAUGGAAUCAUUCCUGAGAAGGGCAAGCCAGUUAGUGGUUCUUCCGAUAACAUUAGAGCUUGGUGGAAAGAGAAGGUAAAGUUUGAUAAGAAUGGCCCCGCAGCCAUAGCCAAGUAUGAAGCAGAGUGUCUUGCUAUGAGUGAGGCCGAUAAUAACCAGAAUGGGAACUCUCAGAGCAUUCUCCAAGACCUGCAAGAUGCAACGCUAGGGUCACUCUUAUCUUCAUUGAUGCAACAUUGUGAUCCUCCUCAGAGGAAGUAUCCAUUGGAAAAAGGUAUUCCCCCACCUUGGUGGCCAACUGGGAAUGAAGAUUGGUGGGUUCAUUUGAAUUUACCUCAUGGUCAGAGUCCUCCUUAUAAGAAGCCACAUGAUUUGAAGAAGAUGUGGAAAGUGGGAGUGCUAACUGCUGUAAUAAAGCACAUGUCACCUAAUAUUGCAAAAAUAAGGAGGCAUGUUCGGCAGUCAAAAUGCUUGCAAGACAAGAUGACAGCAAAGGAAAGUGCAAUUUGGUUGGGGGUAUUAAGUCGAGAAGAAGCUCUUAUCAGACAGCCUAGUAGUGACAAUGGUAAUUCUGGAGUAACCGAAAUGCCACCUGGUGUUCCUGUUGAGAAUAAGCAAGCUGCCGCUAGUAGUGCUAGCAACUAUGAUGUUGAUGUUGCCGAUGAUGGUGUUGGUUCUGUUUCUUCUAAAGAAGAUAGGAGAAAUCAGUUUAUGGAUAUCGAAUCAUCAGAUAACUUGCGAAGGAAUUCUGUCCAAGAUAAAGAUCAACCUAAGAAACCAAGGAAAAAAAGACCUCGUUUGAGGUCAGGCACCACUGACAAACUACCAGCUCAAUCUGACAAUGAAAUUUUACAUGUUGAACCAGUAACCAUUCUGCCUAAUAUGAACGAGACAGAUGCACAGGUAGUUGGACUCCAGAUUCAUGAAAAUGAGCAAGGCAUCGAUACAAAUUCUGCUUUGAGACCUCUGCAAAAAGGACUUGAGAUGCCAGCUCAACUACCAGUACCUGAGUUUGAUCAUUACUCUUAUCUUCAUUCGAACAACAUAAUUUCCUCUGAAAGCUUGUAUAUGAGUGGAAGGCCAUUGCCCUAUCCUGAGUUGCAAAACCCUGACAUGCAUCACGAAACUACUUAUAAUCUUUAUAAUCCGGCAGCAGGAUAUGGGCCUAGUCAGGAUGGGCUGCAGCUACAGUCUGGGAAUAGUGGACCAAUUCGGCCAGAGAAAGAUGAAGUCUCUAUGCCAGCAGUACAUAUGAAAGGGGAUGAAAUUACUGGAGGAGACUUGCAAUUUUUCGGUAAAGACGCAUUUCAAAAUGAACUUGAUAGACCUAUAGAUCACUCUUUCUUUGGAUCGCCAAUCAGUGGCAUGUCAUUAGAUUUUGGAGGACUCAACAGUCCACAAUUCCAUUUAGAUGAUUUCUUGGGUGAUGAUGAAAUGAUCCAGUACUUUGGAGCAUAGAUUAUUGGAACCAGUGUCUCAGCAGAGAUUGAACUACAAAAAUUCCAGCACUUGUUGCUAAGAUGGGUGAAGGUUCCCAAGAUUGGUGGUAGUGUUUAUGCAGUUUGAUGUUGAAAGAUAUAAUCUUAACACUGACAAGUCAUUAAUUUACAGAAGUGGAAGAACGGAAGCAUGAAUGUUGUUCCAUUGAUUACCCCAUUUUCAAAUCAAUAAAUAUGUUUGGGUUUCAUGUAAAUGUGUCAAUUGCUGAACUGGCUAAAUCAUAUUGAAUGUUUAGGUAAAUUUCUGUGGAAUAGGGUUGCCUCUAUAUUUAAUAAAAUUAUCAUUGGC